UCGCCAAUCAAAAGAACCAAUCGGCUGAUCGGAACGCGUUUGUAGUAAAACGAAUAGACAUUGACAGGGAGUCGUUAAAAUUCCAAAUGCCACUGUCCGUGUUUGUGCAUAACAGCACAACGCUUUAACGCUUAGAGAAAAAUUCUGAUAAGAAAACGUUUCUUGCCGGUUUCGUUACACAAAGAAAAGCUGUAGAAAUAUAUGAUAUUUAGCAUAAGUUAAGUAAGCUAGGAAGAUGGAUGCUUUACCGCAAAGCUUAUCUCUGUUCAUUACUCACGUGGACAAAGAAGGUCCCUUUCUAAAAGUGUGGGGGCAAACCGAAAAAAACAAUUCAAUUUAUGUGGAACAAUUUCUGCUGAGUGCCUCCCAACAAUUCGACCAGGGCAUCGGCGUUCUGCCAUUCGAAGCUUUACAAGUCAACACUCUGGUAUGCGCCAAAUAUAAAGACAACAAGUAUUACAGGUCGAGGAUAUUGAACAUUCUACAUCCAUUCUUCGUUGAGGUGUAUUUCAUAGAUUAUGGAAAUAAGGAUAUAGUACCAAGUGACAACAUACGAAGUUUACAAACUUUUCCGACAUCAUUCAUUUCCAUUCCACCUCUUUCAACAGGUUUUAUUAUUGCAGAAGCUCAUUGUCCAGGGGGUGGAGAAUGGAAAGAGCAAAUAUUCGAGGUUAUAUCGAAAGAGCUGAACUAUAGAGAAGUGCGAUGUAAUUUACUUACUAAGGCCACGAAUCACUAUCUUGUCAACUUGUACAUUGAUAGUACUGAUCUUAGUUCACUAUUUAUAAAUAGGGGCUUGUUGCAACCUAUUCCCCUUCAUGCCCAACAAGCUGUUUUGCUCAGUAUGAGUUUGCUACAGAAAGUCCCACCGCCAUCCGUGGCUCCAAUUGCAUCUUCAACGGAAAUCAACACUUACAAAGCGUGUACUUUGGAACCUAUGCAGCAGUAUGCUGUAUAUGUUUCAUUUGUUAACGAGGGCCCAACUCACUUCUCAGUUCAGUUGCAACAGUCUGAAACCGUAUUGGCUAAAUUAAUGAAAGAAAUUAACGAAAUUGGUUUACGAUUGAUGGAAGAAGUACCUCUGCCAGGGACUAUCUGCUUAGCGAAAUGCCAAGAAGAUGAUAAUGUCUGCAGAGCUGUAGUUACCAAUGAAGUCGAUAACCAAUUUAAGGUGUUUUAUGUUGAUUUUGGAAACUACGAGAUACUGCCCCUUGAAGGUUUAUUUCAAAUACCGUUCAAAUAUGUACUACCUAAAGUAAUGGCUAUUAGAGUGGCGCUAAAUGGUGUUGAGAAAUCCACAGUUACCAUCGACAUGCGACUGGCGUUCAAACGAUUUGUCGACAAUCGGCUUCUUUAUAUGAAAGUUCUUCCAUCCUCAACUAAAACUGUGAUUCCCAAAUGUGAAUUGUGGGAUCCCGAGACGAAGACCAGUGCAUUAGAUGUAAUUAAUAGAGCUGCUCUACAUGCCUACCCAGAGCCACUUAUCUUAAACAGGGGAUUCACGCAGCCUGUGAAAGUCAGUUAUGUAUUUAGCUGUAACCGAUUCUUUGUUCAAUUAUUGAGUAAAGAGUCAGAAUUGGCAAAGUUAAUGAACGACUUGCAAACUGCCUGCCAAUCUAGUGACAUUAUUUCCGAUAUAAGAAUUGGCCUACCAUGUUGUGCUUUAUUUGAAUCGGAUCAGCUAUGGUAUCGAAGUGAAAUAGUCGAUGUAAUGGAUAGCGAAAAUGUUAAGGUCAAAUAUAUAGAUUAUGGAAAUGAAGAAUUCAUAGCAAUUACCCAUUUGCGAAUGAUUGAAGGGGAGCUGUUAACUGUUUUGCGACCUCAGGCCAUUGAAUGUUGUCUUAAUGGUUAUCAAAACAUGGGUGUUGAAGAAGAAAGAGAUGCCCUCUUUGAACAUCUGAUAUUGGAGAAAAUAUUCUCAAUGAAGGCUACUGAAAUGUAUGGCAAGAAGGCACUUGUUGAGCUUAUUGACGAAAAUAACUACAAUGUAGCGUCCUUGUUGCUGGAUAAAAUCGCAGCGUCAAAGAGUCAAGUAAGCCCAAUGUUGGUACACGCCGACAAUACGAUACAACAUAGGAAAACCAGCGAUUCAAGCGAAAGUUAUAAAAACCAGGUGAAACCGGCAGCUAGAGAAUGGAAUAGAAACGAUGCAACAGAACCUCGAAACGACAAAUCUCAAAAACCAUGGCGAACGAAUAACAAAGAUACACACGAUAACGAAACGAGCUCGAACGACCGAUCACCGGAGAGUGGAUCGUGGAGGCAAAACAAUAAACAUUUCGAUCAAAAUGAUAGACGAAAAUUACGCGAUCGAGGAGAUGGUGAUUGGGGCGAUAAAGGAUACAGAGAACGGGGUGAUCGACGAGACCAAGACUGGAAUGAUAAAAGUGAACGUGGAGAUCGUGCUGACCGAGGGGACCGAAAUCGAGGACCCAGAGAUAGAGAACAUUCCGAUCGAUCCCGAGGAGACAGAGAACAAAACGAUAGAGUACAGAAGGAUCGAUACAGUGCCAAUGACAGAAUCAAUCGUUUUCGAAAUGAUAAUAAAUCUAACAAUUGGAAUAAUACAGAUGAUGUGUUUGAAAACACGCCUACAUGGAAUAGUAAUGGAAAUGAAGCUAAAUCAUCCGUUGAUAAAAAUGAUAGUUGGGCAGAUAGUACACCAUCUUCAAAUCAGAAUAGUUAUGAAACUUAUCAACCUAAAGAUGAUAAAUAUGCUGGCCGGAAAAGGUUUGAAGACAGAGACAGUAGCCGUCAAGAUGGAAAAAGUUGGAACAAGAAAGACAACUUGAGGGCAGACAUAUCUAAAAAAGGCUUUAUAAAGGAUGGAAGUGAUCUGAGUCUUAGUGGAUCCGAUAAAGGUUCUAGGAAAGGUGGUAGAGCCAUUUCAAAAUCUGAAUACAAUGAUACUGGUGCAGGUAGAAGGUUUCAAAAUAGGCAAGUGAAUCAAAAUGUUAAAUUGUUUUUAUUCAAUUGUUCAUAAGAUAAACAUAUAGACAUGAAUGUUGACGGUCAAAUCAGUUACAUCGAAAACAAUGAAAUGUGCACACUGAGCAAAAAACAAUCCCCUAUGAUUACUUUAGUAAAAGGUUUGAGGUAAUUGUCGAGUUCCGUCUUUUUAAAAUACGUAGAAUUCCAUUAUCGCAUGAUAAUCACAUAGAAUGAGGGGUUCAG
Dendroctonus ponderosae (mountain pine beetle) is the source of this 3174-nucleotide messenger RNA. Its product is annotated as maternal protein tudor-like. Lineage: Eukaryota; Metazoa; Arthropoda; Insecta; Coleoptera; Curculionidae. The record is from RefSeq and is a predicted model, not a curated record. The transcript is spliced from 15 exons. Bases 236 to 2983 code for a protein of 915 amino acids.